Molecule: messenger RNA, 2330 nt
Organism: Plutella xylostella (diamondback moth)
Lineage: Eukaryota; Metazoa; Arthropoda; Insecta; Lepidoptera; Plutellidae
Product: PAS domain-containing protein cky-1
Biological process (GO): regulation of transcription by RNA polymerase II
Molecular function (GO): RNA polymerase II transcription regulatory region sequence-specific DNA binding; protein dimerization activity; DNA-binding transcription factor activity, RNA polymerase II-specific
Source: RefSeq, a predicted model, not a curated record
UGUGUGUGUGUGUCUGUAUGUAGUGUGUGUUGCAGGUGGUGCUAGUGAGGGGCCACUUCGUGUCGUACCUGCCGCUGUGCUCGCGCAAUGAGCCGGUGUUCGUGUGCGCGUGCUGUCGUGUGUGUGUGUGUCUGUAUGUAGUGUGUGUUGCAGGUGGUGCUAGUGAGGGGCCACUUCGUGUCGUACCUGCCGCUGUGCUCGCGCAAUGAGCCGGUGUUCGUGUGCGCGUGCUGUCGUGUGUGUGUGUGUGUGUGUGUCUGUAUGUGGUGUGUGUUGCAGGUGGUGCUAGUGAGGGGCCACUUCGUGUCGUACCUGCCGCUGUGCUCGCGCAAUGAGCCGGUGUUCGUGUGCGCGUGCUGUCGUGUGUGUGUGUGUGUGUGUGUGUCUGUAUGUAGUGUGUGUUGCAGGUGGUGCUAGUGAGGGGCCACUUCGUGUCGUACCUGCCGCUGUGCUCGCGCAAUGAGCCGGUGUUCGUGUGCGCGUGCUGUCCGCUGGCGAUGCCGGAGACGCGCGAGUGCGUCGUGCUCGGCGCCACCAACGUCUUCACCACCGUGCACGCCAUGGACAUGAAGAUACUGCACAUCGACUCCAAUAGCGAGUGGCAUCUGGGCUGGGAGCGCGCGGCGCUGCACGGCGCCAGCUGGUACCACCUGCUGCACCCUGACUGCUGCAAGGAGGCGCAGAGCAAGCAUCGACUCAUAACCCAGUCGGAGCAGGAGCGGUCGUGCAUAGCUCUGCUGCGGCUGCAGCGGCGCUGCGGGCAGUUCCUGUGGGUCCACGCCGUGUUGCAGUUGAAGGAGAAUCUGGAGAACUCGCAACGACCCGUCGUGGUCUGCACUAACCAGGUGUUGAGUGAGGACGAAGCAGCGGUCAUGAAGGCGAACCCUUGGCUGUACCACUACUACGCGGUGCAGUCCAAGCUCCACUACGGGUUGGCUUACGAGGCCGCGACACGGAUGUACGGGCCCCCACCGCCGGACAUACAAGUGUACCCACCGCCCAUGCAGUACGCGCCCACCCCGCCCCUCUGCAUCAACGGGGGGCAGCCCAUGAUCAUGCCCAACGCUGGUCUGCAGCCGCAUAUACCCCAUGUGCCGCCUCACCUGGCUCCCAUGCACUACUCCUACGAAAGGCCUGAAACUGGACCUGUUGACUACUCCGUGUCGCUCCAGGACAACAGGUAUCCCAAUAUCAGAAUAGAAGAUACUAGGAUUCAACCUAACGCGAAGCGGAAAGCAAAAAAUCCAGACAGUAAACCUAAUACUCCGAUCACCAACAUGUCACCAAGAUGCACCCCCUCGACGAUCACGUCAGGCGGAGACACGCUCGUAGCGGUGGCAGCCACGUCAAUAGCUAGCAGAAGACCAGGGUCAAAGAGUUUCAAUAUAACCGAAACAGAGUUGAUAGAUCAGUGGAAUCCUAGUCCAACGUGGUCCGAGUCCGCACUGCAGAAGGUUCCAGACGUUUGCCAGCAAGACUUGAGCCCUUACGUGACCACGACACCACCCACGCCUUCCGGGACGCCCUCAGCCUAUACUCACAACUAUAGUCAUACGUUCGUCUUCGACUGGUCUCCAGAGCAAUAUGUUCCUCAUACUAACAAUAGAUGUAACACAGUCACAACUGAAAGUUCCUAUCAGCAGACGUGGAAUAGAAGUCCAAGGACUUUUGCCAAUAGCUCAGAAAACUCCUUAGAUGAGAACUGCAAUCCUAAUAGGCUAAGUAAUAUACCAUUGAGGGUCAGUAAUCCACCGCCGGCGUACAACGCUAAUAGAGAGAGCGAAGUUCUUAGAAGACCAAUAGAUCGGCCACACCCCGAUUCACCGGAUGCCAAGAAGCCUGCGUUAUAACUAUAGUUUCAUUUGUUUUUAUUUUAUUUACUUAGUUGAUUUUGUUACCUUUUAAAUAUUAAAGUAUUUGAGAAAAGCUCUGGAACUCUCCUGUGAUCUAGUUAGAAAUAAGAUACUUAAGUAUAUAUUUUUUGUAAAUUAAUAGGUUAGUAGUUAUAAUACUCCUUUGAUAUUCAUAAGGGAUGUACAAAUUAUUCUCAUGUUUAUUAAUAAUUUAGAUAAGAUAUUCACAUAGAAUGUGAUUUAUGUUUAUAACUCUUUUCAAAAAUUGUAUUAUUGAUGUAAAUAAGAUUCUAGAUUCCAAUUAGGUAAGAAUUUGUGCAUAAGUCGAAAUUAUUGUCGUGCAUAGUGAAAAACUUUCCGUCCAUUUUCAACUAAUUCCAUAUUUACUUUGAAAUCAUAAAUUCAUAUUGAUGUAAAGUUGUAUUUAGUUUUAAUUUAUGAUCACACAGUAUUUGUUGAAAGAAUUUAAAAUAAAAA